Messenger RNA from Trachemys scripta elegans, 3530 nucleotides. Its product is annotated as testis-specific serine/threonine-protein kinase 1-like. The transcript has a single exon. Gene Ontology annotation, molecular function: protein serine/threonine kinase activity; tau-protein kinase activity; ATP binding. The record is from RefSeq and is a predicted model, not a curated record. Bases 286 to 1275 code for a protein of 329 amino acids. Gene Ontology annotation, biological process: intracellular signal transduction; protein phosphorylation; microtubule cytoskeleton organization. Gene Ontology annotation, cellular component: cytoplasm. Lineage: Eukaryota; Metazoa; Chordata; Testudines; Emydidae.
AUAAUACCUAAGUACUAGGCUGAGCAAAUAAUUGGAAUGAAGCGAUUUUAGUUUCAAAACCAAACAGAAGAUCUUUUAAAACCAACCUCUUUCCCCUUGCAAGAUAGAACAAUCCUCUAUUAAGGAGUUCCAGAACACGAGGUGAUGUCUUUUUUCGUUGAUGCAUGAAACUUUAUCAUCCCUGUGCUUGGCUUUCACUUUAUAAUGCCACUGAAUUAUACAGUCUGUCACCACUCAUGACAGCUUUGCUUUAUGACCUCACCUGCUGACAUCAUCUAUUAAACAAUGCCAAGAGGUUUCAGAUCAGUAACCUCCAAAGGACUCAGGCACCAGAGUCAACCAUCAUGCAGUGCAAAGGAAUACACUGCUAGCUUAUGUACAGAUGAGUUGCAGGUUUCACCUUCCGAGGCACUUGUUGCUUCUGGCACCAUGGAUGAUGCUGCAGUCCUUAAGAGGAAAGGUUACAUCAUGGGGAGCAAUUUAGGAGAGAGCUCUUUUGCCAAAGUGAAAUGCGCCUACUCUGAGCGCCUGAAAUUUCACGUGGCAGUGAAGAUUACAGAUAGGAAAAAUGUUCCUCCUGAGUUCUUGGAAAAAUUUCUCCCCAGGGAAUUGGAGAUAUUGGCAACAGUGAGCCACUGUUCUAUCAUCAAGAUCUAUGAGAUCUUUGAGACAUCUGGCAAAGUCUACAUAGUCAUGGAGCUUGGUGUACAAGGAGACUUACUGGAGUUCAUCAAGAGAAACAGAGGUCUGCCUGAAGAAGUAGCACGCAAGAUGUUUCGCCAGCUAUCUUGUGCUGUCAAAUACUGCCACGAUUUGGACGUUGUCCACAGGGACCUGAAAUGUGACAACAUCCUCUUGGAUAAAGACAUGAACAUCAAACUGUCUGACUUUGGCUUUUCCAAACGGUGCUUCCAGGAUGAGAAUGGGAAAGUGAUCCUCAGUCAAACCUUCUGUGGUUCUGCUGCUUAUGCUGCUCCUGAAGUGAUAGAAGGCAUUCCUUAUCAGCCCAAAGUUUAUGACAUCUGGAGCCUGGGCGUCAUUCUGUAUGUGAUGGUCAGCGGAUACAUGCCAUACGAUGACUCCAACGUUAAGAGAAUGCUCCGCUUUCAGAAGGAACACCGAGUGAUCUUCCCUGAGUCUUUGACACAAGAAUGCAAAGAUCUUAUUUUCCGUAUGCUGCAGCCCGAUGUGUCUCACCGGCUACAAAUCGAAGAUGUUUUGAACCAUGCUUGGGUGCAGGGGAAGCGCCAGAAGCCACACACCAUGCUUGAAUAAUCAAUCAAUAAACCACUAAGCACAAACAAAGGGGAAGGCAUAUCUGUUUCUAGAGACUGUCACACCGCAGAGUGCUGAAACUGCGGCUGUGAUCCAUGGUUUCCUUUGCUCAAUGUGCCCUGUCAUUCUCAUGGUGAGAUUUCUAUCCACUUUCAUAUUUAGAAACCAAUUCAGUUGCAGCCAGCUGCUGCGUGGAAGCUAUUAUUUCCUUUAUUUGCCUUGCUGCUGAGGUCAAAAUGAAUGACAAUUUCUCAAGGCACUCAGAUUUUUAGCAGUAGUUCUCCCUCCAGUGAGCCAGCCAGCAAUUUUAGCCUCUGCCCAUCCCACGGUUACCUGACUUAUUCAGUGUGUCAUAAACAUGCCUUGGUGCUCAAUGGACAGAGGCUCUGUGCUGCCCCAAAGAGCUGCUUACGAGUUAAGGUUGACACAGGAUGAUGAGAGAUGGGGGCACACCAGCAGAGUAGGAAGGGGCCUCCCAUAGUGAUCCCCUAGAACUAGUGUCGGCAGGAGAGAGGGCUUGGUUAUUGAUUCCAGGGGCAGUCGUGGUAGAAAGGCCUGGAAGCUCCUCAGAGUAGCUGUUUGCUUUUCUCAGCCUCCAAAUAUUGUUUCUUCUUGCUUCUCCUCCUAAUCAUCCUCAAACAGAACCCUCUGCCAAUCAGAGAGGGGCUCAGGCUCCGAAUCCAGGGCAGGUGGAAUUUGUUCCUCUGUUGCUGGUAUCUACUAGUGAAGAAGGUAAUUUGUAGUCAGCCUGACCAGAAGUCAUGGGAGCUGAUGGCUUCUAAGUCCCUGUUCUCACUCCAACUUUGAACUUGUGAUCACUUAGUGCCAGGGUUGGUGUCACAGUUCAAAGCUUCUGCACCUGGUUUUCCCCUCCAUGGUCCUUCUUCUGAGCCGUCACUUCUCUGGGCAGAGACCCAUGGCUCUCUCUCUCCUGACCGAGAGUUCAUCCAGGCUUCAGAAUUCCCCGCCUACACUGUGAUACUCCCAGCAAGCCAAAGUGCCUAAACAGGCCAGCAUCUGCGCUUUGCUCUCUCUCUUCAGAGCCUAUACACAGUGUAAUUGCCCACAGUUAUAAGUUACCACACAGCUCUUUCUAAGCAAGCACCUUUAUUCAUUACAGAGAAAACAUACUAAAGCAAUAAAAGAACCUACACGCAUGCUAACAGGCUUACCAGAUGUCACCCCCCAAUUCCAGCAGGGGUUCUGGUAGGAGUCAGUCCUUCAAAUCACACCAAGGGAUUUUUCUGUGGUUAUAAGUUCAUAGCAGCUUUAGCUCAGAACUAGCUCCCCCGCCACCCCCCCGAAGCUCAGUUUUUCCUUUAGACAGCUUGGGCUUUUGAUCUUGAGACUCCGGGAACUGCUAAUCAGUAGACAAUGGUCCUCUCUUCAGGGCGUAGCUUCAAAAGGCUUGUUUUUUUCAUAACUAGAGGUGGGAAUUUGCAUUCCCCUCCCCCUAGAUACUCCCUAGGAAAAACCACUUAACACUGUUUGUCCAAAAAGUCUAUUCCUGUCUGGCACAUUGUCCCAUGAUAAUACAUACACCAUUCAUUUACUAAAAUGGACCCAAAGAGAUGUAAAACUUAAUUCAAUGAGAUUUUGCAGGAACUUGCUAUAUCUGUCACAGCUGGCCCUACACAGGGUUUCUGUCAUGCCCAAUCUGGUGAAAGCUGUUAAUAGCCAUGCCAGCUAGGAUUUUUUUGCCCCUGCCAGUGCCUAAGCUGACAUCAGUUCAGUACAGGAUGUUCAGUUUUGUUUCAGUGUGGACAGAAUCCUCUAAUCAGGUUUGUGUUGUAAAUUUGGUCAGUGGUCCUCCCUUCCCAGCUGUAUGAAAUGGGACAUCCCAGACUGCAUUGCUGCACAAGCUGCUGAUUCCGUUGGGUUUGUGUCCUAUGGGUGCUCUAUCCCCUGCUGAGGCACUAUGGGAUAGCUGUCCCGAUUUUCCUAGAGUGCACUAUUACAAACACUACUAGGUGGCACGGAAGUGAGGAAAGACACACAAACUCAGCUGUGAUGGCAGAAAAGCUGCCAUUUGACACAAUCUGCACCGCACAAGUUGUAACUGGUCAAGGGGGUUGUACCACUCACCAGUUACAAAAUCAUGGGGAAGAGAUGUACAGACAGGAGUUAUAUAGCUUUCCAUUGGUCUCUUUCCCUUCCUAGUGAGGCAUGGUUUGCUCAGGACUCUGCCUCCGGCUGUGUAGUGCAGUGCAGUGAGACCCAGGUCCAGCAAUUGUAAGCCCAGGUUUAGAGUGAAG